Messenger RNA from Chrysochloris asiatica (Cape golden mole), 927 nucleotides. RefSeq names its product V-set and immunoglobulin domain-containing protein 4-like. Gene Ontology annotation, biological process: negative regulation of macrophage activation; negative regulation of T cell proliferation; negative regulation of interleukin-2 production. The record is from RefSeq and is a predicted model, not a curated record. Gene Ontology annotation, molecular function: complement component C3b binding. NCBI's taxonomy places the organism in Eukaryota, Metazoa, Chordata, Mammalia, Afrosoricida, Chrysochloridae.
AUGACCUCCAGAGAGUACACAGGGCACUGGAAAUUGAAUAUAAAUAUUCCCUGCACUCCUGCAACCACACCAGUCUUGGUGAAGUGGCUGGUAGAAUGGAGCUCAGAUCCAAUCACCAUAUUACGUUCCUCUGGAUACCAUAUUGAGCAGGAAAGGUAAUAUGACUUCCUGAAAAUGAAUCAUGAGGUACCAGGAUAUUUGUCCCUCCGGAUUAUCCUUGAGAUGGAUGACUAGCGUCAUUACACAUGUGAAGUCUCCUGGCGAACUCCUGGUAGAAAUCAAUUGAUGAGGGAUAAGAUCUUUGAGCUCUGAAUCCAGAAAUUCUCCAAGCCCACAAUGUCGACUUGUAGCAGCUUCAUGGUUUUGAAAAGGUUGAGAAUUAGUCUUCAAUUAUGUUUGAGUAAUUAUAAUAACGAGGAAGAGCCUGUCAAAGUAGAAACUUUGAGUACCCUGAUUUUCAAACCUCUUCAAGUCGCAGUGGUUGCUGAUAAAUACUCCUAUUUCUGUACUGCCAAUGGCUGGGUUGACUCUGAACAGUGCAAUGGCCUUGUGGAGUUUGUAUUCAAACUCACCUCAAUGAGUCAAUCGCAUGUCUAUGAACUGGCCAGGAUGCAUACCAGAGAAGCCAAAUACUCUGGAGAAAUUUUAAGGGUUGCCAUCUUCAAAAGUGGUUACUCCAGAGAAGAUCCAAACACUGGGGCAGUCAGCAAGGACUACUCUAAUGAGCCCUGUCUGGGCCAAGUGUACUAUAUCAUAACCCAGAUCAACAGUGACUAUGUCUGUCUGCUAUACACACUACCUCCAGAUUAAGAAUUUAUGGCCAACAGAGAAUGCCCCACUAGUUCAGAGUCUGCUAAUGAUUGUGUAUUAAACUCUUGCAUUCUGUAUGACUCCGUUUUCUGCUACACCUCUUUGUGGCUAGCUUAA